UUUUUCUCAUGAAACUUGUAGAGACACUUUUUGAGAUUAUUCAGAAGUAAUAUCAAGUAACCAUGGAGUUUGGAGUGCAUAUCAUUUUGAGUUUGGUUUUUAGACUUAGUAUAUUAACUCAUCUAGUCAUCUCCAAGACACUUCUAAACAAUGGUAAAACAUAUCCAAAUCCUCGGAUUAUCAUCAUUGGAGCCACAGGAGUGGGCAAGUCGAGUUUAGCUAACGUUCUGUUAGGGCGUGAUAAGAACUUUGAUGGAGACAAUGAUAUUCACAAUUGUUUCACGGUCAUGGGUUUGACCAACCAUCAAAGCUCAGUGACCAAGAAGACUUGUCCAGAUACGGGAUACUGGCUCGGAAAUACGAAUAAUUCGAAAGUAACGAUUAUUGACACUCCUGGUUUUGGUAAUGACCUUCUGGAAGAGGAACAAACCAUCAACGACUUAGUGACCGUGCUCAAGGACGAUAUCAAGUAUGUUCAUGCCUUUGUGAUAGCUUUCAAACAGCAAGAUAACCGGAUGAGUGCCGCCCUUCGGAGUAUGAUCAGUCUCUUCCAAAAGAUGUUUGGCGAUCAUUUCUGGAGCAACGUCAUUCUUGAGGCCACUCAUUGGAACUUCCAUCAACGAAGCCAAGAACUCCGAGAGCAAUCAGUUCCAAGCUUGACGACGGAACAUUGGAAAUCAGAAUUCAAUAAACUAAUGGCUGACGCAUAUGGCGUUCAAAUCGAGAUCCCCGCUGUGUUCAUCGACACUUUCUACGACCCCAGUCAUGAAAUUGAGCGGAAAAUGUACCAAAAAUACACUCAAGAGCUUUGGAACUUUGCCAAUUCUGUCGAUCCCUUUGUCUGCAAAGACAUCAAGGUGGCCCUCACUGAGAUUAGAGAGUUAAAGCUGCACCUAGAAGCAAAGCAAAACGAAACCAUCGUCCUAGGCGGCGAACUGAAUGUGAUGAAGGCGGAGUCAGAAUCACUUCAUAGACUAAUUACAAAUUUGACUAAGCUUCACCUUGAACCAAAUACUUCAAAGGCAAUGGAGGUGCAAGAGGCAUACUGCAAAAACAAUCGGUGUUAUAAAUCACUCACAGUGGGUAUGAUAGCCACUGCUGUGGCGUUCUUGGGUCUCUUUUUGGGCGUUAUGGGUGUGGUUUGUUAUAGGGCCAAUUGCAUUCCACAUAGUCUGUCUCCUCGAGGUCCAGAGGAAACAAAUUUGAUCACGCUAAGCUCUCACAAUCAAUCCGAUGGCAAUAAAUCAAGUGAAUCAAUAAAUAGGUCGGUGGAGACCCAAAUGUCAACGAUCAAAGAGUGACGCAAUGGAUGAUUUGAAUGGAUUUUCUCACUUUUAUGUUGAGUACUCCAAGCAAAAGGUUUUCAUUGCAAAAAAUGUUUUUCGAAAAUUCGAAAGAAGUGUUUUCUCGUUUUUCAGAAAAUCUGUCAGCUCCAAAAAACCCAAAAAUUGUCGCUCUGCAUUUUGAAAUUUCUGCCCUUUUCCCAGCAAAAUUUUCGUAUUUGGAAAAUAUGUAAAAAUUUAUAACUGCGAUAGUUUCGAUCCAAGCCCCUUAUUAGGGAUACCUCUCGGUACCGAUUACAAUUACCCUAUUGAAUUUUAAGACGGUACAUUUAUCUUUCCAUGCAGGAAGACUUGUUGGCCUGAAUAAGCUUGAAAAAGCACAAAGCUCAGAUUCCGAAAGGUGACAAUUUAUGUUUUCUGAAAGGAUAUUUUAGUGUCCAAGUUUAACAUCGUACGAAGCAAACCAGAUGCUGGGGUGUGUCCGGACUCGAGUCACAGUGCACUCCACGCCUUUACUCGAUUUUGGAGAAAUUGGCCGGAAUCGUCCACAUUUUCUUUUUAAAUUUUUUCCUUGAAUUUUGCAAGAAGAGCCUAUUUGGUAGGACUGACUGUAGUAAAAUACUGUAGUCCGGCAAAAAGUAAAAAAUCAGAGGACUCGCCCCAGCAAUAAUAAAUACUCUUUCAUCUACUCCGGCCCAUUUCUUGGUUUUCAGUUUUGCUUUUUUUCAAGUAAAACUUAGUCUACAUCCAAUUGUAUACCAUUAUAUGUAUUGUGCAUAAAUUAUAUGAAUAUUUGUUACGAACGUACAUCAAUUGCAGUAUUCAUCUUAUCCUGCCAUUGCGAUGCAUUUGCCACACCUGAUUUGUACGUUACCUCGUCAGACCUUGUGAAAUACUUGAUUUAUUUAUUUCUAUAAAAAUGACCUAGGGUAAAAAGCAAUGAUCAACCAAUGAUUGAAUAAUUAGUGAUCCCUUUUGCAAAUGUUUGAAAUUCCUCUUGCAAAGUAGCUUUUAUUGUAGAGUAAUUGAGAACUUGAACUUUCCUUUGAAACAGAACUACCAGAAUGCUGAAAGAGAUAAUUGCAUCAUCCUUUCAAACAAUUAUAUUCCUUUGCAAUCGAGUAAGAUUAAUAUGUUUAAUUUGAUAUGCAGAUUUUAUGAAUUAUUGUUUAUUUCUGUUAACAGUUGUGCCGAGGAAUUUACCCUGACAUAGCUCUUACUUGUUUAUAACAUAUUGCUACAUUAAUUUUGUUAUCUACCUUUCUCUUAAUUGGUAACACACUUCAGUUUCCUCAUCAAUCGCACUUGCAUGUUUGUACUUGAAGACAUGUACGUAAUUCGACCCGAAGAAUUGAAAGAAUGUUUUGCCAUGGAUGGCAAAUAUGAAUAGAGCUAAUACAAUAUUUUUCCAUAACGCUUGUGCCUUCAUUUCUCCUUCAUUUCUAACAUUUCUAUAACCUUAAGAGAAAUGCGUAGACGCGUAACAUUUUCAAAGAUCAGUGUUUUUCUACUUAUCAUUUUUGGUGCCUAUUUAGUUAAACAGACCUCACUUGCAAAUAGGGUAAUGCAUUGCCCAAGCUGCACUCCCCUCGACUCAUUCCAAGAUGUUGCCUACGUCUUAAUUGAAUAUGGAAAUGUUUUCAUAGAUAUGAGGUUUAUCAUUUUAAGAAAUGUCAAGUCAAAGACAGCUAUGUGUCCUUAUCACUCUAGCGAACGUUCCUUUCUCUUUCUUGUCUUUCCCAUUCAUUUUCGAACUUCACCGACUCAUUUGGGUGCUCACUCACAACUUUGAUGACUCGGUUGGAAAAUGAUUUUCAGGCCAUGUCUCAAGGGAGAAAUCAAUACAAGGAGUAACCGGAAAUACGGUAAGAGCAAAGAUGGUUCUAAUUUGGCACAACAGCCUUUGUUUAAUCAAUACCCACUUAUCCAUACACGGGCACAAGCAGGAGAUAUAUCAUUCUAGAGUUUGCACUCUUCGCGAGACCCCUUCAGUGACCUUCAGUGGUCCACGAGGAAAAUACGAAUGUUAUCUGACUAGCGAGAGGGGUAAAAACGAAUGCUUAGUUUUAAGGAUUUAUCAUAAUCGUACCAAUUGGUUGUUGCAUGGGCCCAUCAAUGUCCGUUUAUAUUGAGCAAUCGGGGCAGCUCUUCUUCGUUGUACACAAGUUGUUCCACUCUCAUUGCGUUCCCAUUCCUUUCAAGAAGGGUGACAGAGAGAGUGGAUUUCAUCGCAACUUUGGACUGAAUCCGAUCGUCGUGAUCUGAGAUCAAUUGGACCCUGGUUGGAGCAACUUUGCUUAGGUGUAAAAUCAAUUUGAUAUCUCAAUCUAUUUGCCAGAGUAGUCACAGAUCUUUGGUGGACCUCCCCCCCUUAUGUCUGCGUGUUUUGCUUGCAAAUACCGACCGACCUUGUUGGAACUGCCCUGAAGUCCCAGUCGACGUUCCAUGUUCCAACUUAGUUAGUAGGUCAUCUGUUGCUGAUAAGCCAAGAAACAAGUUCAAAAAAACGGGAAAAUUGGCAUCGGUCCUCCUUGUGAAGACGCAAAAAUCUCGCUGGUUAUCUUGAGGACAAAAUGUGAGUUGUCAAAACGAACAGUGGUGACCUUCAGCUCAACUUCUGACACCUUCAGGCUUCCCUCUCCUUGUUCCCUUGCUCCUUGGACCUUGGAACGUGUGCGAUGAAGGAAAUCCUGGAAUUCUCUAGAGAAUUUGAAAGUGACUUUAAGACGAAUUGGAUGGUUUGAAGGUGCUGAAAGGUUUUCCGGACUAAUCUCCUUGAGCCUUCUGUCGUCCACCACUCAUCGGACCACGAGGAUCAACUUUCGGGUGAAGGCCAAUCACCCAAGUCCACUUUUGAAUGCUAAAUUCGAGCUUUGAGAGCCACUACGCACAACCUCGCCCAUUCUUGCGCUCUGCAACACCAUGGCCACGAGCGAACUUCCCAUCACUCAUGACUUGGACGAGAUCCUCCGACGAAUCUCAGAUAUCAAGCACAUUGCCGGAGUGGUGGUGGUCAACAAAGAGGGGGUCACGGUCAAAUCCACCCUGGAUAACUCUCUCACUGCAAUGUACUCCGUUUUGGUAUCGUCGUUGGCCACACGUGCCAAAUCCAUUAUUCGUGAUUUGGAUCCCACCAACGAGUUGACUUACCUGAGGAUCAAGAGCAAAAAGCAUGAAGUUCUGGUUGCGCCAGAUGAAGAAUACAUUCUGAUUGUGGUCCAAAACCCACCGGAACCACUCAACUCUUGAAAAUACCAAGACUUUUUGAUUCGAAUAAGAGUGUGAUGAAAAAAGGCCGUUUUAUUUGUCCAAAAGACGAGUUAGGAACUUCUGUAGUGUGGUAUUGUUCAUUUCGGUAAAUUUCGAUGAAGAUUACAUGGCUUUUUGGCACUCAGUGCUAUUUUCUGCACCUACUUGAGCCAUAAGGUUCCGAUACAUGAAUAGCCCGUGUCAGUUCUAAGACCAAUAUGCAGAAAAAUGCUAGAAGUACAUGAAUCAGUAAAAUGUUAGCUUUUUUCUAUGACCUUCUGUUAUUGGUGGCUAAAAUUGUUUUAACAAAGAAUGAAGACAUUGGUUGUCGACGUCCAUGACUGACUUUAGCCUUAUUGCAUUUGUGAAUUACUUUGAAAUAAUGCUACUUGGCGUUGAUCAAGAAUCAAUCUCUCCUAUUUCAAUCUAAACAUCUUCAACGCGAACAAAAAUUACCGUAGUAGUGAAAUGCAAAUCCGCUCUGAAGUUAUUUCUGAUGAAAUAACAAAGAGACGAAUGCUGCAAUAAAUCAUUCACCUAAGCUAAAGUGUUAAGUGAUCGUGAUUAUCGGUUGUCAAGUUGAAUCAACCUUAUUAUCUUCGCCGUUAAUAAUUUCGGGAAACCCGCAUUUUGCCCCAUCAACUGGUCAAAGUCCAAAGUUCUUGUCAAAGGUUGUUUGUUGUCAACAUAUGAUUAUUAUUCGCGGGAAUUCCUGUUUUCCCGCUUUGAUACCAGGUGUGGACCCUAAACAUGCUUUUAGUUCAUUCACCCUCUUAAAUUGCUUCCAUCUGCCCCACACAAUCAUCCAUAACCUUUGAUCUUUUUCAAUGCCAGAUGUCGCUUCCAUCGGAGGGCUUCACUACUCAGCACCCUCUCUCUACAUGGAUAUCGUCGUUCUCAAAGUGAAGGAACUUGAAGGGAGUCAAAACCUG
Tigriopus californicus is the source of this 5464-nucleotide messenger RNA. Its product is annotated as dynein light chain roadblock-type 2-like. Gene Ontology annotation, molecular function: dynein intermediate chain binding; GTP binding. Gene Ontology annotation, cellular component: cytoplasmic dynein complex; cytoplasm. The transcript has 3 exons. Gene Ontology annotation, biological process: microtubule-based movement. Bases 4206 to 4532 code for a protein of 108 amino acids. NCBI's taxonomy places the organism in Eukaryota, Metazoa, Arthropoda, Copepoda, Harpacticoida, Harpacticidae. The record is from RefSeq and is a predicted model, not a curated record.